Molecule: messenger RNA, 1507 nt
Organism: Panicum virgatum (switchgrass)
Lineage: Eukaryota; Viridiplantae; Streptophyta; Magnoliopsida; Poales; Poaceae
Product: probable beta-1,4-xylosyltransferase IRX9
Exons: 3
Coding region: 193-1125 (310 amino acids)
Biological process (GO): plant-type secondary cell wall biogenesis; glucuronoxylan biosynthetic process
Cellular component (GO): Golgi membrane
Molecular function (GO): xylosyltransferase activity; galactosylgalactosylxylosylprotein 3-beta-glucuronosyltransferase activity
Source: RefSeq, a predicted model, not a curated record
CCGGCCUGGCACCCGAAUGACCGACUAUAGCUGUGGGGUCGUCGUCCUGGUGCCUGGUGGUCAUGCGAUGCAAAUAUAUAUGCAUACAAUGGAUCCCACCAUCUCGAUCAGUAGCUCAUUCACUACAAUAUAUGUAGAUAUCUGAGUCGAUCGAUCUGAUGCUCAUAGAUUUUAAGCCAAGCAAGCACAAGCAUGGCGUCGCCGAAGCACCACAAUAGUAAGCAGGCCACUAACAAGACGAAGAAGAAGCGCCCCCUGCUGCUCCGCCGUGCGAUGCUGCAUUCCUGCCUCUGCUUCCUGCUCGGUCUCCUCACCGGCCUCGCCCCUUCCGACUGGGCCGACGCCGCCAACGCCCAGGUCUUCCGGGCAGUCCGCGCCAUCAACCACACGGCAGCCCUGCUGCAGCUCAAGACGACGGCGCGCUACCUGGAAGAGCCGCACCACCCCCAGCUGCUGCUGGUGGUGACGACGACGACGGGGCUGUCGCCGGAGCGCGAGCGGCGGUCGGCGGCGCUGACUCGCACCGCGCACGCGCUGCGGCUGGUGUCCCCGCCCGUGCUGUGGCUGGUGGUGGAGGCCGCGCGGGAGGCGCCUCCCACGGCCACCCUGCUGCGCCGCACGGGGGUCGUCUACCGCCACCUCACCUACACCGACAACUUGACGUCCGACGCCUGGGAGGAGGAGCGCCACCACCAGCGGAACGUCGCGCUGGGGCACAUCGAGCAGCACCGCCUGCACGGCGUCGUCUUCUUCGCGGGCCUCGCCGACGUCUACGACCUCCGCCUCCUCGAGCAGCUCCGGCGGAUCAGGACCCUUGGUGCGUGGCCCGUGGCGACAGUGUGGGAGCAGGAGAGGAGGGUGGCCAUCCAAGGGCCCCUCUGCAGUAGCGGUGGCGCUGCUGCAUCCGCGUGGUUCUCCGCCCCCACCACCACCACCUCCGGCGCCGGCGGGGGUUUCAGCAGGCCCACGCCCCCGCUCACGUCAGAUGACUCCGUCCACGGCUUCGCCUUCGCCAGUGACCUGCUCUGGGACCCUGCCAGAUGGGACCGCUUCCCGACCACCGAGCCAGACCAGUCGCAGUUAUUCUUGUUCAGGAUUCCAUCAAGUUUGUGCAACGGUUGGUGAUGGAGGAUUACAACAAAACAAAGCCCAUCCCUGAGUAUACCAACUGUUCACAAGUCAUGGUCUGGCGUGUCGACACUACGCUCCUGCUCUUCUAGAUCGUAAUAUAACCACCACUAGCUAGCUUCAUUAGAUGCAUGCGUGUGUGUGUGUGUGUGUGUGUGUUACAGCUAGAAGUUCCAUCUAUCGUAAAAAAGAAGAGAGAAAGCAAGCACAAGGGAGAAACUUGAAAACAAAGUUGUAUGGUACGGUAUUCAUGCGGGGCCAUCGUCCUUCAUAAUAAGCAGAGUACGCUUUAUAUAUAUGCAUGUAUCAUCGGGUAUACUAUAUGCCUUCCUUUAGGAUGUGAUGUCGAUAGACAGAGAAAGCAGAGAGAAUUGCAUCA